AAAAUUUAUCUAAUAGAUAUUAAAGCUGUGUGUUAUUUUCUGGUAUUUUCUAAUUGUCAAGAGCUUUCUUCCUUAAGUUACCUCUAGUACUGGAAACAAACAGAAGGAAAAAUGGAUACCUCAUUUUGGUCAUCAGAAAUUAACAGUUUUCGACGAUUCACCCCCGAGUCCUUGGCAGCAAUUGAGGAAAGGAUUGCCAACAAAAAAAGGGAGAAAGUUGAAGUUAAAGAGAAGAAUAAGGACCAAGGAGCUGAAAUAAAACUUACUCCUCAACUUGACCUGAAAAUCUGCAAAACGUUGCCAUCUCUGUAUGGGGACAUUCCUGCAGAGCUAGUUGGGGAACCCCUGGAGGAUUUUGAUCCAUACUACAGUGAUCACAAGACUUUUAUGGUGCUAAAUAAAAGGAGGACUAUUUUCCGAUUUACUGCCACACCUGCCUUGUUUAUAUUUGGUCCUUUUAAUCCAGUCAGAAAAGCAGCAAUUAAAAUUCUGAUCCAUUCGUUGUUUCUUGGCAUUAUUACAUGCACUGUGUUACUCAACUGUAUGGCUAUGACUAUCCCUCACCUUCUUGUAGAAGCCUACUGGACUGAACAUGUUUUCUCUGCCAUAUAUACUGCUGAAAUACUGAUUAAAAUAGUAGCGAGAGGAUUUGUUUGGAAUGAAUUUACUUUUCUUCGAGAUCCGUGGAACUGCUUGGAUUUUUCUAUUAUUAUUGUAAUGUACAUUACUGCAUUCCAGAGUGUUGGCAAUGUUUCAGUUCUUCGAACUUUCAGAGUACUGAGGACUUUGAAAGCUAUUUCAGUAAUACCAGGUCUGAAAAUCAUUGUAAAUUCACUUGUUGAGUCUGUUAAGAAGCUUGUGGAUGUGUUGAUCCUGACUGUAUUUUGCUUGAGUGUAUUUGCCCUCAUAGGCCUCCAGCUUUUUAUGGGCAAUCUAAAAUCCAAAUGUGUCCUCAAUAAAACUCUGUACAAUGACUCGUUAUGUAAGGAUCCCAAGAUAUAUGUACCAAGUGAUGAAGGUAAAUGUUUUUUAUUUCUCCCUUAUAUAAUCUAGCUCUGCUACAGAUUGGAAGACUCUUCUGAAAUAUUGCUCUGUGGGUACAGUGUAGAACCCAAUAAAGAGUGUCCAGAAAACUACACCUGUGAGAAGAUUGGGAGCAAUCCUGACUUUGGUUAUACAAGUUUUGACCAUUUUGGCUGGGCCUUCCUCUCUGUGUUCCGUCUGAUGACCCAGGACUACUGGGAGCGUCUCUACAGACAAACCAUCCGUACAUCUGGAGUGUUCUGUCUUUUUUUUAUGGCAGUCAUCUUCUUCUGCUCAUUUUAUCUCUUCAAUCUGAUCUUGGCUGUGGUAACUAUGGCAUAUGAAGAGGAAAAUAGAGCUACUCAUGCUGAAACAGAGGCAAAGGAAAAGCUGCUUCAGGAUGCCAAACAAAUUAUAGAGAAGGAACAGAGGCAGAUCCUGCUGUCCUAUGAGGUGUCAAUGGAUGCUAUCAAUGAUCCUGUCCGAAGACAGAGGUUAAUGAGUGCAGCCACAAUUCUUACAGAUAAUUCAAGCAAAAAACUGAACUGUCCUACAUUUUGGAAAAAUUUCCCUCAAAAGUAUCUAAUUUGGAAUUGUUGUCCAUUCUGGAGAGCAGUCAAAGAGAAGAUGAAAUUGUUAAUUUUGAAUCCAUUUGUUGAUCUCUUAAUCAUGGUUUGCAUUAUCCUGAAUACCUUAUUCCUGGCUAUGGAGUACCCUGGCAUGGACCCACAUUACCAACAACUGAUUUCUCUAAGUGACCAGGUCUUCACCCUGAUUUUUACUAUAGAAAUGAUCUUGAAAAUCAUUGCUCUAGAUCCAUAUUACUAUUUCCAGCAAAAGUGGAAUGUUUUUGAUAGCGUGGUUGUUUUAAUUGGCCUAGCGAGCUUUGGAACAAAUCUGUCACCUUUCAGGCUGCUCAGGAUCUUCAAAUUGGCAAAGUCCUGGCCAGCCUUAAAUACUCUUAUGAAAAUAAUUCUACACUCAUUUGGUGCGCUCAGUAACCUCACUCUGGUUUUGGCAAUCACUGUAUUUAUUUUUGCUGUAGUAGGAGUGCAGAUUUUGGGUAGUGAUUAUGACACAAAAUCCUGUAAAAUAAGCCCCAGUGGCAAAUUACGCUGGCAUAUGAUAGAUUUUAGUCAUUCAGUCCUGAUUAUAUUCCGAAUAUUAUGUGGAGAAUGGAUUGAAACUAUGUGGGAAUGCAUGGAAGUGGCUGGAAAAAAGAAAUGUCUUGUCAUUUUCUUGCUCGUCCUGGUGCUAGGAAACCUGGUGGUGCUCAACCUGUUCAUUGCUUUGCUGCUGAGUUCGUUCAACGGCAGCCCAGAGGGAGAAGAGGAGCCUGGAGAAGGGACUAAAUACCAGGUUGCCAUUGCACAGAUUCAGAAGAGCCUGAAGGCUGUGAAAGACAGAAUUUGGGAUCACUGCUGCAAAAGAAUGAGAGGAAGCCUCAGAAGAACAGACAAAAAGAAGACUUUGGCAGAAGUUUCUGGGAAAAGCACAGAGGUUACUGAUUAUGCUAUGACAGAUAUCAGAAAGCAGAUAGACAACAGCUGCUUUGACAUAGAGCGUUGCCACAUGGAAGAGAGCUCCUCACUAGCAAGGAAAUAUGAAGAAAUUUUGACCAGCCACAGUACCUGUGUUAGCAUUACAGCAGCAGAGGCUUACACCAACAAAGGUGAUGAUAGGCACAUUUUGCACACAGCUGUAGAAUACAGAAAACAGAAAUACCAUGCUGUUCGUAGCUUUUCUGAAGCCAGCACUGUGGAUCCAGUUGCUCUUCUGGAGAUAUUGUCCCAGACUAAAAACUCAGAGCUGCCUAAGGACUGCUUUGUAGAAUGUUGUGUUGAGUGUUUCCCAUGUUGUGUAGUGGAUAUCACAAAGUUUCCAGGCAGAAUCUGGUGGAACUUUAGAAAAACCUGCUACAGAAUUGUUAACCAUAGCGGGUUUGAAUAUUUUAUGGUUUUUAUGAUUGUAUUGAGCAGUGCAGCACUGGCAUUUGAAGAUAUUCACCUGCAGAAGAGGCAAAAAGUGAAAAUUAUCCUAGAUUAUGCUGAUAAAAUAUUUACCUACACCUUUUUUAUGGAGAUGCUUCUGAAAUGGAUAGCUUUUGGUUUGCACAGUUAUUUCACAAAUUCUUGGUGUUUGCUUGACUUUAUCAUUGUGUGUGUAAGUAUUAUACUCAGCUUGUCAUACAUUUUAAUUUUUGCUUGUUCCUCUGGGACCAGCCUGAAAUCUCUCAGAACUUUAAGAGCACUGAGGCCUCUACGAGCUUUGUCAAGAUUUGAAGGGAUAAAGGUUGUUGUGAAUGCACUCUUUGGUGCCAUCCCCUCGAUCUUCAACGUUCUGCUCGUCUGUGUUGUCUUUUGGCUCCUCUUUAAUGUUCUAGGAGUCAAAUGGCUUGGAAGCAGAUUUUGGAAAUGCACACUCAAAAAAGGAAGUAUUGAUCUCAUUAAUGACAGAAAUGAUUGCAUUUCCCACAAUGGGACAUGGACAAAUAGUGCUGUAAAUUUUGACAAUGUUGGCAUGGGAUACUUGGCUCUUCUCCAAGUGGCAACUUUUAAAGGUUGGAUGGAUAUUAUGUAUGCAGCAGUGGAUUCACGUGAGAUCGAUCAACAGCCAAAAUUUGAAGCACGCUUACGCAUGUAUACGUUCUUUGUGGUUUUCAUUAUUUUUGGAUCUUUCUUCAUGCUGAACCUUUUCAUUGGAGUGGUUAUCAGCAAUUUUAACCAGCAAAGGAAAAAGAUAAGUGGGAAAGAUCUAUUUUUGACUGAGGAACAGAAAAAGUACUAUAAUGCUCUUAAAAAACUUGGAUCCAAGAAACCCCAAAAACCCAUCCCAAGACCAUCGAAUGCAUUCUUAGGAUGGCUGUUUGACAUCGUAUCUCACAAAGCUUUUGAAAUUACCAUUGUGAUUUUCAUCUUUCUAAACAUGAUUGUUAUGAUGGCAGAAAACAACCAGAAAGCCACCAAGGAUGUUCUUAACAAAAUCAACUAUUUUUUUGUGGCUGUAUUCACUGCAGAAUGUGUCAUGAAAAUACUGGCUUUAAGGCACUACUACUUUGGAAGCUGCUGGAACAUGUUUGAUUUCAGUGUUGUGGUCCUUUCAAUAGUGAGUCUUGGACUUUCUGAAGUAUUUAGAUCUUUUUUCUCCCCUACGGUUUUGAGAACUCUUCGUUUGGUGCGAAUUGGCCGAAUCCUGAGACUGGUUCACAAGGCCAAAAGAAUUCAUACUCUUCUUUUUGCAUUGCUGAUGUCUCUUCCUGCACUGGUCAACAUUGGCCUUUUGCUUUUCCUGAUUAUGUUCAUUUAUGCCAUCGUGGGCAUGGCAAACUUUGCCUGUCUCCGCUUGGAGGGUGGGAUUGAUGACAUUUUCAACUUCCAAACGUUUUGUGGUAGUAUUCUCUGCCUCUUCCAAAUUACCACAUCAGCUGGCUGGGAUAGUCUUCUGGCCCCUGUGCUAAAAGGACCUGAUACAUGUGCUCCCCAAUUAAAUGUAACAGGGACAGAGAAAAAUAAUUGCAUUCAUAAGGGCUUUGGUAUUUUAUAUUUUGUAAGCUAUGUCAUUAUAUCAUUUCUCAUUGUUAUAAAUAUGUACAUAGCUGUCAUUUUAGAGAACUUCAGUGUUGCCACUGAGGAAAGCACAGAUCCUCUUUGUGAGGAUGACUUUGAUAUGUUUUAUGAGACGUGGGGAAAGUUUGACCCUCUGGCAACACAGUUCAUAGAUUAUUCUGCUCUUUCAGACUUUGCAGAUGCACUGGCGUACCCCUUGCGCAUCCCCAAGCCUAAUAAAAUCCAGCUCAUAUCCAUGGACAUCCCUAUAGUUAGUGGAGAUAAAAUCCACUACUUGGAUAUCUUGCUGGCUUUCACUAAAAGAGUCUUGGGAGAAUCUGGAGAUUUGGAGAGUCUUGAAUUAAACAUGGAGGAAAAGAUUGCAGCUAGCAAUCCAUCUAAAAGUUGUUACAGCCCAAUUUCUUCGACUCUCAAAAGAAAACAAGAGGAAGUGUCAGCUCUUAUUAUUCAAAGGGCCUUCAGGAGGUAUUUGAGACAACGUUCUCUUGAAAAUAUAUCCUUAUACCAUUGUAAACAUAACAGUGUUGUCUUUGAACGAGAAAUACAGGACAAGUCAAGUCUUCUUGAAUCACUGCUUAAUGAAAAUCAUGGUAGGAAGAGAGAUAAAGUACGUCCUGCUUCUUCCAUAUCCCUCCCUUUAUUUUAUGAUGGCUUUGCUCAGGCAGACAGUGAUAAGCUUGACACAUGA
Messenger RNA from Cinclus cinclus, 5277 nucleotides. Its product is annotated as sodium channel protein type 5 subunit alpha-like. Gene Ontology annotation, molecular function: voltage-gated sodium channel activity. Gene Ontology annotation, cellular component: voltage-gated sodium channel complex; axon; plasma membrane. Lineage: Eukaryota; Metazoa; Chordata; Aves; Passeriformes; Cinclidae. The record is from RefSeq and is a predicted model, not a curated record. Gene Ontology annotation, biological process: membrane depolarization during action potential; sodium ion transmembrane transport; neuronal action potential.